This is a messenger RNA of Funneliformis geosporum, 1875 nucleotides long. NCBI's taxonomy places the organism in Eukaryota, Fungi, Glomeromycota, Glomeromycetes, Glomerales, Glomeraceae. The record is from the annotation of a GenBank genome assembly.
AUGACAAAACCCAAAAAAUAUAACUACAAAGAUUACGGUCCAGAUGCUUUUGAUGUUCCAAUUGGGACUGGCACUGGUAACAAAGCAAGAUUUAAACUUCCUACUAUUGGCGGUCAGCAAAUCCUUGGCUGCCUAGAAGAAGGCUUGAAAUUAGGUUCUAGCAUCCCUCUUAUCGGUGGACUGUUUAAAAUUGGUUCUCAUGCCAUUGACCGACUAAAAGAUGCUCACAUUGAUGCUCAAUUUAGUGCUAUUUCUACCGAAUUAGGAGACUUAAGAGAUGGUAUUGAUGGAGUAAACGCUAAAGUCGAAGCCCAAGGCAAAGCCCUCCAAGGAGCCAUGGAUGGCAUGAAAACCGAACUCGAAGGAGCCAUGAAGCAACAAGGAAAAAAGUUCGAUAAAGACAUUCAGAACUUAGAUGCCAAAAUUGCCGAAGCCCAAGGAGAAACUAAACGAGAAUUCGAACAGCAAAGAGCAGCCAUGAAAGCUCAAAAACAAGAAUUAGAGAGUAAAAUUAACGAAGUCACUGAGCAAUUAACCCAAGCUCAAGACCAAUUACAAAAAGAGCUCACCGACUUCAAAAACGAAGUCAAUGAACAAAUUAAAGAAGUUAAGGACAAAAUCUCCCAAGCCAACACCAAAAUCUCUAAUCUCCAAGCCGAAAAGGAUGAACUCCAAGAAGACUUCCAAAAGGCUCAGCACCAAACCCAGCGUAAAAUGGAAGAUCUCCACCAAGACUUUGAGGACUAUCAAGCCGAAACUGACUCUAAAUUUAAAGUCCAAGAGGCUAAAUAUCAAACUGACUUAGAAGAAGCCAAAGAGGAAUUCGAAGUCAAAGCUCAAAAUAUAGAUGCUCAACUCAAAGAUAACCAAGAAAUUUUAACCGAACACGAAGAAGACUUAGCCUCGGUCAAAUACGAGCAAAAAAAACAAAACAUCCUCCACCAAGAAUUAGCCGAAGAACUCCAAGAAACUAAUGACUUGCUUCAUACUCAACAACGUAAAUUAAACUUGGUCUCCCAACAAAUGGAUGACAUUCAAGAAGAAGUACAUUUACGAAUGGAUAAACUUUCUAAGGAAGUCAACCAAAAAACCGAACAAACCCUUAACAUUGCCAAAGAUGCCACCAAAAAAGUUGACCGGUUAACCAAGGAAGUUAGUCAAAUGCGGGAUGAUCUAGAAAACUUUGAAGAACAAGUCCAAAAAAACAAAGAAGAAACCGAAAAAAUUAAACAACAAGUCAAACAAACUAAUCAGCGACUUGACAAUCUCCUUAAAACCCAAGCCCUGUUUGGCAUUAAACAAGGCACCGAAACCGAAAAAAAAGGUUCUGAGGAUACCAGGCUUUUUGGCGAACAUGAAAAAUCUCAAUUAUUAAGUGAAGAAGCCGAUAAAAAAAAUACUCAGCAAGACCAAGUCCAAAGCCAAGAACAAGAAGGGGAAGAUAUUCCGGUUUCGGAACAAGCCCAGCAAGUUUUAGAAGAAGUUAACCAAGUCCAGUCUCAAGUCUUACAGCAAUUACAAGCCAUCCAGGAAGAAUUAAAAACUAAUCUUUCGGAAGUUGAAUCAGCCCCACCCCUUUCCACUCCACCUCCUAAACCUUCCACCACUACUGCCAUUGAAGUUAUUAAGGCUGAAAGUAAAGUCAAAAUCAAGAAAAAGGCUCUCGAACGACAAAAAGCCGAAGAACAAAAAGCCAAAAAUAAGCAAAAACAUGCCGAACAUCAAGCCCAAGUAAAUCCUGCCCCUUCCAAUCAAAAGUCUGCUCAAUUAGCCCAAAAACAAGUCGAGGAAGAAAAAAAAGAAACUGAAAAAGCACAAAAGGAACUCACCCACGCCCAAGAAGAAUUAUCUAGUUUAAUGGUCAUAACUCUACCG